GAAAGCAGUGAUUCCUCUGCCUGCUCCCCUUGGUCUUGUCUGCAUAGGAAAGUUUUAUCCUCUUUUAACUUCAUUUUGCUUUACUUCCAUGGUAAAUGGAGUUGAUCUCACAGAUGGUCUUGAUGGAUUGGCUGGUGGAACUGCUGCAUUAGCGUUUAUUGGAAUGUCAUUUGUAGUCCUUCCAAUCUGUCCUGAUCUCGCUGUGUUUGGAGCAUCAAUUGGGGGUGCUUGCGUUGGGUUUCUGAUGCAUAAUCGAUACAGAGCAUCAAUAAUCAUGGGUGGCACAGGAGCUCUGGCCAUAGGUGGGGCCCUAGCAUCUAUGGCUGCUGUGACUGGACAGUUCUUGCCAUUGUUCAUUGCUUCUGGGAUCUUCAUUUUGGAAGCUGCCCUAUACGUUGUGUUACAGGUAUACUUCUCCACGUCAAGCCAAAGGCCAUGCUCCCAGUUUGGGAUGGCGCCAUUUCAUCACCACCUCAAAAUGAUGUGUGGCUUGCGAGAACCUGCUAUUGUGGCUGGAGCAUACGUUGUUUCAUGCAUUUUAGUCCUAUGCGCUGGAUAUGUUGGUCUUGUUAUAGUGUAACCAGGCGUGUCAAUGUGGUCUUA
Molecule: messenger RNA, 603 nt
Organism: Cuscuta epithymum
Lineage: Eukaryota; Viridiplantae; Streptophyta; Magnoliopsida; Solanales; Convolvulaceae
Source: the annotation of a GenBank genome assembly